Messenger RNA from Pteronotus mesoamericanus, 386 nucleotides. RefSeq names its product LLLL and CFNLAS motif containing 1 (gene SOFU1). Gene Ontology annotation, biological process: fusion of sperm to egg plasma membrane involved in single fertilization. The transcript is spliced from 2 exons. The coding region runs from base 54 to 386 and encodes 110 amino acids. The record is from RefSeq and is a predicted model, not a curated record. Lineage: Eukaryota; Metazoa; Chordata; Mammalia; Chiroptera; Mormoopidae.
GAGGUGGCGGGAACCUGCUGGGCACUGGGGGGCGGGAAGGCCGCAGGCGGUGGAUGGGCAGGCCCAUGACUUCCCCGGGCGCCCAGCUCCUCAGGGCAGCCUUUCUGGCAGCCCUCCUGCUGCUGCUGCAGGUGAGGGGGGCGAAGCCUCAAGGAGGGAUUCCAGGCCCCAGCGAGAGGAGGCAGACCGAGCAAAUACCUUCUGCAGAUCUGAACCAAGAGCAGUUCAAAGAGUACUUUGUGGCCUCCUCAGUGGGUGAGAGGUGGCAGAAGGUGGAUAUGGCCCAGCAAGAGGACGACAAGACAGCCGAGGAUGCUGCUGUUCGUGAACACCUAUUCGACCUGGCCUUGUGCUUUAAUCUGGCCAGCAUCAUGGUUUUUUUAUGA